UGUCAUUAAUUUAAAUCAAGAUGACACGAACGCGGCACUAUUUACACGUAGUAACACAUACAAGAAUGAAUUCGUCAGUAAAUGUCCAAUUUAGAUCGCAAUCGAUGCAGUCGAACGUUCAAUGAAAUCGCGUAUAGCUCGCGGAUGAGAUCAAGGUGACGAGGGAAGAUUAUUGCAGUGAAGCGAGCGAGAUAGCGACGCACUAAUUUUCCAUCGAUCAGUCGAGUUUACGCAGUGCGAAUGAGUUGUUGCGUUGCGUGCGCGUAGUAUAACGUGUAAUUCCGCAGAAACUCCAUCGGCACAAAGCCGUCGUCGCGUUCGUUUAUUUUUUGCAAAAUUACGCGAGUCAUCUCUCUUACUUAGAGUUUGUAUUAAAAUGUUCAUAUUAAACUGAAAGCUUAUAUUAAAAGUGACAAAUAGUUAAAAGCAAAAGAAAGAUGAAAUAGAAGAAAAUGCGUCACUUUCAAGAAUAUUAUUGUGCACGCCGGAUCAAAUAAUUUUUUUUUUUAAUGAUUCUUGACGACGUGAACAAGAAGAAUCAUAUAAGAAGCGAUUAACUAGAUAAACAACUAAUUAAAAAUGUCGGGAGAUUAUCGUCAAGUGCAUCUUUCAGGAAAUCUGCAAAAUGUAAAUAAUAAAAACUAAUGUUUUAUUAAUCAACGGAACUAUGUGUCGAGUGAGAAAGCCUUUAUUAUGAAACUAAAAGAGACAUGGAAAUUUGUUCCAAAAUAAACAGAAUAAAAAAUCUCCAAUUAACCAAUUCUCAUUGCGACUGACAGGUAAUUCUUCGAAUAUCCCAAAACUUGGACUAUCCAAACGUCAAAUAUAACAAGCGACCCAAAUACGAAAUUCUUCACAUCUUUUGCAGGAAUAUUUGAGUUAGUGCAUCUUUUGUCGUGCAAUACCCUUCCGAAAUGUCCUUCAGACGCCUUCCUCUAAUUAUUUGGGUUGAUUGAGUCUCCAUUAGAUCACCAAUGUUUCUAUCCUUCGCGCGGGACAGAAAUUGACUCAUUCCCCACGUCGCCUGGGUGUAUAAAUAUAAAGCGAUCGAUCGCACGAGAAUUGAACGAACGGGAGAACUCUUCCCAAAAAGAGAGGCGAGAACCGGAGAGACCCUGAGAUCAUCCUUCCCACUUGGAAUGCCCCCACAUGGAACGUGCAUCUCACCUCUUAAGAUGAUCGUGCGAUUCCGUUGGAGAACGGAGGCACGUGUUCGACCGUCGACAUCGUAUCUCCGAUGAACCGGAAGCAUCGUCCGGGGAAACGAGGUGCGGCCGACGCCGAUGCCGAGAACGAUGAAGCCAUCGACGAUCAGCAGCAGCAGCAGCAGCAAUUCGUCGAGCGUCACCCGCGGUCUCUCCCUUGUUUUCCCGAGGAUCCCCUGCGAGAAUCUUACCGAUUUCAUCGGCCGCGAUGUGCUUGUUGAACGAUCGGCCGUGUAUCUGUCGGAUAUCAAGAACAUCACGUGCCUGGACCACGCGCCCAAGCUGACCAGGGAGAUAUAUCUCAAAGUCAUCGUGCUGGCAGUUAUGUCGGUUCUAAGCCUCGUCGGCAACGUGGCGACGAUAUACUCGAUCAGGAAGAAUCGCCGGAGGCAACGUGGCUGCUCGGCGAUUUACACCCUGAUCCUCCAUCUGUCAGUGGCCGAUCUGCUGGUCACCGUCUUCUGCCUCGCCGGCGAGGCAAUCUGGAGCUACUAUGUCGAGUGGCUGUGGGGCAAUGCCGCGUGCAAGAUCUUCAAGUUCCUACAAUUGUUCAGCCUGUACCUAAGUACCUUCGUACUCGUGCUGAUCGGUGUCGAUCGAUUUGUCGCGGUGCGAUAUCCGAUGAAGGGCCUCAAUACGUCUCAGAACUGUACGCGAUUCGUCCUUCUCAGUUGGCUACUGGCUCUCGUGCUCGCCACUCCGCAAAUCGCGAUAUUUCAUGUUGCGCAAGGGCCAUUCGUCGAGGAAUUUACACAAUGCGUGACACACGGUUUUUACACCGAGCCUUGGCAGGAACAGCUCUACGCAAGUUUCAGCCUAUUCUUUAUGUUCCUCCUGCCAUUAGCAAUUUUAAUCACCACAUACGUAUCCACAGUGAUUACUAUCUCUCGAAGUCAGAGAAAUUUCAAAAUGGAACCAAUGAAGACGUUCAGAAGUAGCGACUUAAAUAGGAGAAGACUGAUAAAUCGAGCGAAAACGAAGUCACUGCGCAUUAGCGUCGUCAUCGUGGCGGCAUUUCUAAUUUGGUGGACGCCGUAUCACACGAUGAUGAUAAUUCUUCUGUUCAUCAAUCCGGAUGAACAUCUCAGCCAGGAGCUGCAGAGCGGAAUAUUUUUCUUCGGUAUGAGCAACAGCCUGGUAAAUCCCCUGAUAUAUGGCGCGUUUCAUCUUUGGCCGCAGAGACAACGGCAGGGCUCUUAUCAUAGUUGCAGGUCUGACGCUUCGAUGAAUCAACGGAACAAUUCGAGGAGACGCGAAACAAAAACACCGCUUCUCUCUUAUCAGAACAGUAGCAGUAAAGUGAUUACAGUCGCACAAUAGCAAAUAAAAUAAUUUUUUAUUAAAUUAGAUUAUAUCUUACGUAAAAGAGACGAACAUACGUUGUGUAACGAUGAGAAAUAAUGGCGUAAUAUAAAAAAAACAGACAAAAAAUAAAAAGAUAAGAGAAAAAGCGUUACAGCUUCUUUAUAUCGUUCUUAGUUAAGGAUUUUUACAAAUGAAAAUUAUUCUUUUUAUUUAUUUAAAAAAGAGAAGAUCUUAGUAUCGAAUAGGUAUAAGUUUAUAGCUAUAAGUUUAUAAAAAUUUGAAUUGUUCAUUUUUUUAAUUAAAAAAAUAUGUUCUUGUACGUAUGUUUGUUCAUUUAUAUCUAAUUUAGGCGCAAGAAUAUAAUUGCAUUUGUAAUAUGUAUACUUUAAAAUAGAAAUU
Wasmannia auropunctata (little fire ant) is the source of this 2909-nucleotide messenger RNA. It is a transcript of the gene Crzr, whose product is annotated as gonadotropin-releasing hormone receptor. Bases 1284 to 2525 code for a protein of 413 amino acids. Gene Ontology annotation, molecular function: corazonin receptor activity. Gene Ontology annotation, cellular component: membrane. The transcript is spliced from 6 exons. The record is from RefSeq and is a predicted model, not a curated record. Lineage: Eukaryota; Metazoa; Arthropoda; Insecta; Hymenoptera; Formicidae. Gene Ontology annotation, biological process: neuropeptide signaling pathway.